AUGACUGAAAAACAUGUUCUCGAGUGUAAGAAUAUUUCUUUUAUGACUGCGAUUUCCAAUGGGUCUUGGUUCACAAAGAUUUACAAGCCUCCAUCCGUGUUUCAAAUAUUGAAGAAUGUAAGUUUCACUGCUGUAUCCGGAGAAGUUCAUGCCAUUGUUGGAGUUGCGGAUUCCGGGAAAACCACACUUUUGGAGGCAUUGACCAGUGGAGCUGGAGGAGAUAUAGGAGGGAUUGCUAUGUUGGAUAAGUUUAUGCUGACUCGACGUCGUUUCAACAAGUUCUGCUCUCAUAUCAACUACCGUAACCAGUAUCCAUCGUCUCUAUCCGUUCGAUCUUUGCUCUACUAUCACGCCCGUCUCUGUCUCUCCUCAACACAUACAACUCUCGAAAUCGAUCAUCGAAUCAGUGAACUGUCUGCAAUGUUUGAUGUUCUGGGUUACGCUCAUGACAAACUUGAGGAAUUGUCGAUAAGUGCCCGGAGAAGGAUCUUGACUGUUUUAGAACUUUUGAAGGAUCCUAUUCUGACUAUAAUUGAUGAUCCGACUGCUGAUCUGUCGCCUUUGUCAGCAUAUCAGCUAAUCUAUGCCCUUCAUUUCUACGCUGCCAAAUUCAACCGUAUAAUUAUUAUCACUCUCCGAAACGUUCGUUCCGAUCUCUCCCAUCUUCUUGGUUCAGCCACUUUUCUCUUCUAUGGAGAAGUGGCUUACUGUGGACCGAUGCGUCUUCUACCAAAUCAUUUCAAAAAAGCAGGAUAUGAAUGCCCGACAAAUGAGAAUCCAGCUGCAUACUACUUAGCCUUACUAACAAUUGACAAGGAAAGCAUGGAAAAAGUCAUGGAAACUCAAGAGAAGGCUACCAAACUUGUCGCAUUUCGAUCUGAAAACGAAAUUCCAUCUGAGGCAUCUGGAUUGACGGCAACAGGAACUGGAGUUCUUCUGGAUUCCAGCAGGAAGAGUCCAUCAACAACUACCGUAUGCUCAAUCUUAUUUCGUCGAAUGCUUUCAAUUAUUGCUUCCACUCCUUCUACAAGUUUAGCUGGUCUGAUAGCACUUCCCGUUGUGGCUGCGAUUUCGUCAUUCAUGAGACCUACAAAUCUACCUUCUUCUUUAUUUUUCUGGAAAAGUCUCACAUUUCUGUUUCUCCUUAUUCAAAUUUUAGUAAUCUUUCCGAAUUACACAAAAACUCGUCUUCUGAGUUUCCGAGAAUCCAAUUCCUACUGUCAAACCACAAGUCUGGCCAUCUUUUCCUUACUCUUUCUUCUAUUUUCUUCUUUACAAUCCACACUUUUUGUUGGAAUUGUAUCUUGGUCUUACAAUCUCAAUGGAACUUUUCAAAUCAGUCUUACCAUAUUACUGGUGUCAUUGUUCUCGUUUUCGAUAUUUUCAAUUUGUGCCAGAUAUUUGAAAGAUUGCUCUAACAUCAUUUUCCUGCAAUCAAUUAUUCUAUUAGCAUUUUUUGUAACUGGAAAUGGAGUCACCAGAACGUCAACAUCAUCUUCGAUUCUUUAUUACGGAGGAGUUGCAAACCCGUUCAGUUAUUCCAAUUUUAUUCUGUCGAAAAUUUUAUCAAACUCAACUGAAAAUGAAGAAUGCACAUACCCAAGUUACAUUUGCAAAUUAUCGAUGAAUCUCCAUUCUGAUCUAUAUCCACCGUGGUACACUCCAAACGACACUCUCACGAAUUUUUUAAUUCUUUCCUGCCUGAGCACAACAUUUCUUGUUGUUUCUUUGCUAAUUCAUUUCACUGAACCAUCAGUACAACUUCAAAAACAUAUGAAAGCUUUUUAA
Molecule: messenger RNA, 1788 nt
Organism: Caenorhabditis briggsae
Lineage: Eukaryota; Metazoa; Nematoda; Chromadorea; Rhabditida; Rhabditidae
Gene: Cbr-abch-1
Product: Protein CBR-ABCH-1
Exons: 12
Coding region: 1-1788 (595 amino acids)
Cellular component (GO): plasma membrane
Molecular function (GO): ATP hydrolysis activity; ATP binding
Source: RefSeq, a predicted model, not a curated record